Molecule: messenger RNA, 1570 nt
Organism: Striga asiatica
Lineage: Eukaryota; Viridiplantae; Streptophyta; Magnoliopsida; Lamiales; Orobanchaceae
Source: the annotation of a GenBank genome assembly
UGCCCAUAUUCUGGUUGAUAUAUUUACAGCCACAAACACGAGAGAGAAGAAAUAUCUAUCUGCCACUAUAAAUUAAAUCCAACCAAGCUUCCUCUUUCACACAUAAUUCACGCACCUACUAUGGCUUUGCAGGUCUACAGAGCAGCUCCAAGGACCGCAGUGCCGCAUAGCUCCGCGUCCCACGGGAUUAUUACCUCCAGGCAGCAACCCGCGGUCUGCGUCGCAGCGGAUUACCUUCAGCUGAAUGUGAAGAGGCCAGCGAGGCGGCUGACCACGGGGUUUCCGGUCAGGGCGAGCCUUGACUCCACGGCGGCGACGGUGACGGCGGAGAUCGGCCAAGUGACGGAGGUGAAUAAGGACACAUUUUGGCCGAUUGUGAAUGCUGCCGGUGCUAAGACCGUCGUCCUCGAUAUGUUCACUCAGUGGUGUGGACCGUGCAAGGUGAUAGCCCCAAAAUAUAAAGAGUUGUCUGAAAAAUAUGAUGAUGUUCUAUUCUUAAAGCUGGAUUGCAACCAAGACAACAGGCCUCUGGCAAAGGAACUGGGGAUCAAAGUUGUCCCGACAUUCAAGAUAUUGAAGGAUGGUAAAGUUGUGAAAGAAGUUACAGGAGCCAAAUUUGACGAUCUAGUUGCUGCUAUCGAGACUGCAAGAUCGUCUACCUAAGAUUAAUCUUUCCUUUAACAAUUACCUCGUGUGUAUGCACUUGUUGAUAGAUAUUAAUGCAUGAAUCCAUUGAUUGAUGAUUCUAUAAAGCGUGCAAGCAUUUCCUUCUAUUAUGUUUACCAUAAUUGAGUGUAUCAUAAGCACAGCUUUUAACUCAUUGUCAUUGGUUCAUUUAUAUAAGUCGAAAUUUUCAAGUCUUACAAAGAUCUGAACUGAGCUACAUUUCUAUCCUAGAGUAAAAUGGGGUCAAAACAUUACGAAAACAUGCUGCCGAAAUAUACUCUUAUUCGCAAUUCUUCAAUCAUCAAAUGCCUGAUUUAUAGUUACUUGCUCCUCAUGGAUGACUUAGAGCAUGUGCGAAUAUUAAAUAUCAUCUUCCAUUUGUCAACAGUCAAAACAGUUUCGUCAUUCAUGGUGCAGGUCGCCAUAUCUUGGUCUGAAAAUGCGGUAAAAGAUGGUCAGAGAAGACAGUUGGUAGCUAUCCCCCCUAUAUAUAUUAAUUGAGAACGUGCUGAGCCUAUGUGGCAGGCUCGCAUGCUUCGGGAUCCUAUGUGGCAAAAAUACAUGCUUCGUUAUUAGGCUUGGAUAGAUUUAGUUUACUUCUAAUCCAAAUAUAUUUAGGUUCGGAUUAUUUAUAAUAUGUUGAUUAUUUAUGGUAAGGGUGGGCGUCGGCCGGGACAGUUCUGGAUUUGACUUGUCCGGAUACCCAUCCCACUUUUAUGAACCCGUCCAUGAAUGGUCCGGGAUGAGGCACCGUCGGCACCCAUGUAAUACAUGAGUGUUGUACUAGUAUACUUUAAAUGACAAUUGUGACAUACACCAUAGUAAAUCAAUUCUUAGAUUUUUCCAAUGAGCACAAGAGGUGUAAGAAAGAACCAUGUCUUUUUCAUAAGAAUCUUUAACUUUG